AUGGACGAAAAGAUAGCUCGGCCGCUUGACGUUGUCAUCGACGGGCAUGAGAAGGUUUUAGCUUCAACAACCCCUGAGAGCCCUUUAGAAAGGUGGAACGGAACUCGUGCCAAUGCUUUCCGCUUCUGCGUGACGCUGCUGAGCUUCACGAUCAUGGGGAUGAAUGAUGCGGCAAUAGGGAUAGAAACCUACUACAACGUCACGUACACCGUUGUGGCCUUGCUGUUUCUCUCGCCAUUCGUUGGAUAUGUCAUUGCCGCGCUUUCUAACAACCUGAUUCACAACCACUUUGGCCAACGUGGUGUCGCCGUGCUAGGCCCCUUGAGUCGCAUCGUUGGCUAUAUACCUUUGGCCUUACACCCGCCGUACCCUGUACUCCCCGUUGUUCCCUUAUUCACCGGUCUAGGGAACGGGCUUGAGGACAGCGCUUGGAACGCCUGGGUUGGUAAUAUGCAAAAUGCGAACGAACUCUUGGGCAUUCUUCAUGGCGCUUACGGGGUUGGGGGAACUAUCGGCCCACUCAUUGCCUCUGCUGUGGUUACCAAGGGAGGUUGGCUCGUCACGUUUAUGCUUCGUGUAAGACAGGCGGAACCCUUCUUGACUGGCGUUACUGUGGUCCUGUUCUGGCUUGGACUGACGAUCGGUCGAGUGAUACUAGGUUUUAUCACAGGAAGAAUCGGAGAGAAACGUGCUAUUGCCAUCUACCUUGUGCUCUCCGUGGCCCUGGAGUUGCUCUACUGGUUGGUGCCUAGCUUCGUAGCUUCCAUUAUUUUUGUCACCUUCUUAGGCUUCUUUCUCGGGCCGCUGUUCCCCGCCGUCAUUGUUGCCGCCACCAAACUCUUGCCUAACGACUACCACGUGAGCGCGAUCGGUCUCGCGGCCGCUUUCGGCGGCGGCGGUGCAGCAAUAUUCCCGUUUGCCGUCGGGGCCAUUGCCCAAAGCAAGGGAGUUCAAGUACUCCAGCCCAUCAUUAUGGCUAUACUCGUCUUCAUCCUCGCAUUAUGGCUCUGCCUCCCUGGAGGUUUCAGACGUGGCGGGCUUGAGAGGGCGCGAGAGAGCAAUGAAGGACUUGGAAAUGACGUGCUCGGAAUUUUCCGCUGGAUGACGCAGAAGGUUCGCGGACCUCAGUAA
Messenger RNA from Colletotrichum aenigma, 1131 nucleotides. RefSeq names its product Bypass of stop codon protein 6. Lineage: Eukaryota; Fungi; Ascomycota; Sordariomycetes; Glomerellales; Glomerellaceae. Gene Ontology annotation, molecular function: transmembrane transporter activity. The record is from RefSeq and is a predicted model, not a curated record. Bases 1 to 1131 code for a protein of 376 amino acids. The transcript is spliced from 4 exons. Gene Ontology annotation, biological process: transmembrane transport. Gene Ontology annotation, cellular component: membrane.